Alnus glutinosa is the source of this 1280-nucleotide messenger RNA. Its product is annotated as hydroxyphenylpyruvate reductase. NCBI's taxonomy places the organism in Eukaryota, Viridiplantae, Streptophyta, Magnoliopsida, Fagales, Betulaceae. Gene Ontology annotation, cellular component: cytosol. Gene Ontology annotation, molecular function: NAD binding; hydroxypyruvate reductase [NAD(P)H] activity; glyoxylate reductase (NADPH) activity. The coding region runs from base 136 to 1077 and encodes 313 amino acids. The record is from RefSeq and is a predicted model, not a curated record. The transcript is spliced from 2 exons.
GAGGACUCCCACAUCGCCAAUAUCAGUUCCCUUCUCAGGCUCACAACGCACGCACUGACGCACAGUAACGCAAGCUCCAGGUUCUCCCACCGCAACAACCUCCAGCGAACCCGGAAACCCUAAUCCCUAACCUUAAUGGAGUCCAUUGGCGUACUCAUGCUGUGCCCAAUGAACCCCUACCUCGAGCAAGAGCUCCAGAGACGCUUCAACCUCUUCAGGCUCUGGACCGUCCCGCAAAAGCCCCAGUUCAUCAAGGACCACUCCGCCUCCAUCCGCGCCGUCGUCGGCAACGCUUCCGCCGGCGCCGAUGCAGAACUCAUCGACGCCCUGCCGGGGCUCGAGAUCGUCUCGAGCUUCAGCGUCGGGGUGGACAAGAUCGACCUGAACAAGUGCAAGGAGAAGGGGAUUAGGGUCACGAACACGCCGGACGUGCUGACUGAGGACGUGGCGGACCUCGCGAUUGGCCUCAUGCUGGCGGUGCUGAGGAGGCUGUGUGAGUGCGAUCGGUACGUGAGGAGUGGGAAGUGGAAGAAGGGGGACUAUAGGUUGACUACUAAGUUCACUGGAAAAACAGUUGGUAUUAUCGGCUUGGGAAGGAUUGGUAUGGCAGUUGCGAAGAGGGCUGAAGCAUUUGGCUGCCCAAUCUCUUACUACUCUAGAAGAGAAAAGGCAGACACAAAAUACACAUACUAUCCAAGUGUUGUCGAGUUAGCCGGCAACUGUCAAAUUCUGGUUGUUGCAUGCCCGCUAACUGAAGAAACUCGCCACAUCGUCAAUCGUGAAGUCAUUGAUGCAUUGGGUCCAAAGGGUGUUCUCAUCAACAUUGGAAGGGGCCCCCAUGUGGACGAACCAGAGCUGGUAUCUGCAUUGGUUGAAGGCCGGUUAGGUGGUGCUGGUCUGGAUGUAUAUGAAAAUGAGCCUGAAGUACCUGAGGAACUGUUUGGGCUUGAAAACGUAGUCCUCUUGCCUCAUGUAGGAAGUGGCACAGUGGAAACUCGAGAGGCCAUGGCUGACCUUGUGAUUGGAAACCUAGAGGCUCACUUUUUGAACAAACCUUUGCUAACCCCAUUGGUUUAAUACGUUUUAAGAUUGGUUGAAACAUAUGUUUUCUUCCAUUAUGGAAUAAGGAAUUCAUUGUUUCCAGAAGCGGUCAAAUGUAUGUAGAUGCAAGAAAAAACCUUAUUGAUGUUUCUGUGUUCAUUGUUUCCAGAACUUGUCGUGUAUCUGGAUGCUAGGAAAACCUUAUUAAUGUCAAAAUGAAGGUCCUAUCUUUCAGUGCA